Messenger RNA from Austrofundulus limnaeus, 379 nucleotides. RefSeq names its product melanoma-associated antigen G1. NCBI's taxonomy places the organism in Eukaryota, Metazoa, Chordata, Actinopteri, Cyprinodontiformes, Rivulidae. The record is from RefSeq and is a predicted model, not a curated record. Gene Ontology annotation, cellular component: nucleus.
GCUGAUAGGUUUCCAUGCUGUCUGCCAUCUAAUUUCCAGACGGGUCGAUGCACACUCCCGACCAGCAGGUGGCGGUAAUGCGUCUUUAAGCUGCUGUCUGUCGGACAACUGCCGUAAAAAAAUGAAAAUAAACGUAUUUUGCGUCAUUACCGCUCACAUUGACGGCAAUGUGACCGUUUACAAAUAAGCAGUAGUUGUUUUGAAACACAAUACUAUCGGAGUUUUACACUUGCAGCUGUCAUUGUUUUGUAUCCUGACGUGUUCUGACAAUCAGAAGCUGCUGAGUUUCACACAGACUCGUGCAGGAGCUGUUGUCACCAUGGCGCAGAGGAAAAGACUGUCACAACACAACAACACACAGACUUCCUCUCAGCUCAAA